AUGUCUACCCCAGAGCCACUUCCACCAGCUGAUUUCAAACCACGCCACUGCUCAACUGAAACUACUGCUUCACUCGAUACUAUCAAAGAGGACGUCCACAGCUCUACCGACGAAGACCUUCUUAGCUGGGAAGACUGCCCCGAAAGCGAUUCUCAAAAAGGAGUCGAAGAGAUAAAUGACCAGACAGAAGGUCUGGAAGAAAAACGUCCUUCUGACAAAGAAAGACUCCAAACCAUCGAAGAAAAAGUAGAAGAGCUCUUCUGCGACAAGGAGAUCACAGCGCAGCUUUGGAACGAUGACCCGCAAAAGCGGCAAAGAAGACCAUAG
Messenger RNA from Penicillium vulpinum, 327 nucleotides. RefSeq lists its product as uncharacterized. The record is from RefSeq and is a predicted model, not a curated record. The transcript is spliced from 2 exons. Bases 1 to 327 code for a protein of 108 amino acids. Lineage: Eukaryota; Fungi; Ascomycota; Eurotiomycetes; Eurotiales; Aspergillaceae.